Molecule: messenger RNA, 1416 nt
Organism: Truncatella angustata
Lineage: Eukaryota; Fungi; Ascomycota; Sordariomycetes; Amphisphaeriales; Sporocadaceae
Product: carbon-nitrogen hydrolase
Exons: 2
Coding region: 140-1219 (359 amino acids)
Molecular function (GO): hydrolase activity, acting on carbon-nitrogen (but not peptide) bonds, in linear amides
Source: RefSeq, a predicted model, not a curated record
UACCACGCUUUCUCACAUUGUUAGAGGAGAUACUUGCAUUGGACUGUUAUAGAUAAAGAAAUUGUCACAGGAGACUCCCACACUCGUAUUUCACAUCUAGCACUAUAUCAGUGGUUUGUCACCUAUACAUUCGCGACAAAUGGCAAACAAGCCAGCUUCUAGGACUAUAACUGUUGCCGCGGCACAGCUUGGCCCAAACCAAAAGUCAGCCUCGCGGGAGUCAAUUCUCGAACGUAUGUUAAAACUUAUGGACGAGGCCGCUUCCAAACGUGUCCAGCUAAUCGCAUACCCCGAGUUGGCCCUAACGACCUUCUUCCCGAUCCACUACAUGACAGACGAGGAUGAGAUAGCAGGCUACUUUGAGCCCGCGUCAGCGAAGGACCCUUAUGCCGUCCUGUCCUCGCCGCAUGCCAAAACUUUGGUGGAUAAGGCGAACCACCUCGGGAUCGACUUCUACGUAGGUUUCGCAGAGCGCUGGACUGGAGAUGACGGAAGCAUGACAGAUUUCAAUACUUGUAUUUACUACUCGGUCGCCGCCCGGAAUGGUGUUGGAAAGUACAGGAAAGUCCAUCUUCCGGGACGCACAGAACCGCUGCCAGAUCCAAAAGCGUUCCAACAGCUUGAGAAAAAGUACUUCACGCCGGGAGACUUGGGCUUCCAGGCAUUUAGGGCGCCUGGGUUGAUUCAGGGUGCACUGAAAGCUGAGGAUGUUGAGCCGGGGAUAGAAUCGCAGGGCAAGGGAGACCCGAUCUUGGGCAUGUUGAUUUGCAAUGAUAGGCGAUGGCCCGAGGCCUGGAGGCCGUAUGGAUUACAAGGUGUCGAGCUCGUUAUAGAAGGAUACAAUACUACAGCGUGGGCACCGCAGCACGACGGAACGCCUGAGGAGCAACAAGACCUUGCUGAGUUCCACCACAGGCUGUCGUGCCAAGCUGGCAGCUAUCAAAACGCCUUGUGGAGCAUAAAUGUCGCGAAAUGCGGUGUCGAGAACGAUCAGGGUCUCAUUGGCUGUAGUUUAAUUAUUGACCCCUUUGGGAGGAUAGUGGCCGAAUCAACGACCAUGGGCGACGAACUCAUUGUCGCGACUAUUGAUCUUCAAAUGUGCCAGGCACAGAGGAAUAGGGUGUUCAACUUUGAGAAGCACAGAAGGCCUGAGCACUACGACAUUAUUCUGAAUCAAGUAGGUUUGCGGGAGAUCCCUCUCCUAUCGUCCUCCUUGUAGUAGGCUCCUUGUUGAAAUACAAAAUUCUCAUCUCUGAUUAUGAGAUGAAAUCAAACUACGUCCUAAGCACUGGAAGUCAGCUCAAACGAAUCUCGUUAUCGCAUUUUCCCAGAACCUGCAAGGAGCAGCUAUAUCUUUCUAAGGUGUUUGAUCAAUUUUUCGCGUCUUAAUAACCCAAGGUUGAGUCAAGCUAGGGG